CAUUUGUUAAAUUUUAAGCUUUAGCCAUUUCAGCAAACGAAAAUCCUAGCUAGUUUAACCUGAAACCGAAAUUGUGCUUUUCUUAUACAUGGAAAUCUAAAAACUCUCUGUUGUAAAAAUGGAAAAAUGUGUUUUUUUCUAAAUUUAUUACAAAUAAUUGACGAAUAAAAAAAACGAUUAUAGUUGUUGUACAAUGGAUAACUUUUUUAAACUUGAUUAUACUAAGAAGCAACAAAAUUAAAAUUAUAAUUUACAUAAAAUAAGCAACUCAGUGUUUGCUAAAGUUAAAUCUUCUAUUGUAACCUUCAAAACAUUCAGAAAAAACUACAAUACAAAUUACGAUUAAUUCUGAUAUCUGAAGUUACUAAUAAGAUCAAACUAGAUUAAAAAUUAUAAGAGAAAAUAUUUUGUUAUUGAGCAUUGUGUAUUUGUUAUUAUAAACGGAACAAUAAAAUAAUGAAAAUGAAAAACGAAUUUUGUUUGUGGAACUUUUCUCUAUACUUAGUAUUGUUAAUUUACACAUUGGUAAAUUCUGUUGUUGAGGUAAACAGUCAACGAAGCAGCAAAAAAUUAGAUGUAUAUAUCGCCGGAUUCUUUCCAUAUAGAGAAGGUGUGGAAAAAUCAGAAACAGGACGUGGGGUGAUGCCAAGUGUAAAAAUUGCUUUAGAUCAUGUAAAUGAGCACUCGACUGUGCUACGAAAUUUUCGGUUACAUAUGUGGUGGAACGAUACGGAAUGUAAAGCAGCAGUUGGAAUAAAAUCGUUUUUCGAUAUGAUGCACUCUGGACCCCAUAAACUAAUGUUGUUCGGUGCCGCUUGUACUCAUGUUACAGAUCCCAUAGCGAAAGCUAGCAAACAUUGGCAUCUCACUCAACUUUCGUACGCAGAUACACAUCCCAUGUUUACUAAAGAUGCUUUUCCAAACUUUUUUCGAGUGGUUCCAUCUGAAAAUGCAUUUAAUGCGCCCCGGUUAGCAUUUUUGCGAGAAUUUAAUUGGACACGAGUAGGUACAAUAUAUCAAAAUGAACCAAGAUAUUCUCUUCCUCAUAACCAGAUGGUGGCAGAUCUAGAUAAUAUGGGUUGCGAUAUUGUUGAAACGACUAGUUUUGUUAAUGAUGUCGUAGAAUCACUACAAAAGUUGCGAGACAAAGAUGUGCGAAUCAUUUUGGGAAACUUUAAUGAAACAUAUGCUCGAAAGGUUUUUUGUGAGGCAUAUAGACAAGAUAUAUUUGGACGUACCUAUGUGUGGUUAAUUAUGGGUUCUUAUUCUCAACUAUGGUGGAACCAUACAGAUUUAGAAUGCACUGUUGAACAAAUUGAAGUUGCACUGGAGUCAGUAAUAAUAGCAGAGUUGUUGCCCUUAUCAACAAGUGGAGACAUAACUGUAUCAGGAAUUACUGCAGCUGAAUAUAUGAAAGAAUACAACAGCCGUCGUGGAAAUGAAUAUUCAAUAUUUCAUGGUUAUACGUAUGAUGGAAUUUGGGCUGUAGCCAUGGCUAUUCAGUAUGUUUCACAACGAAGAGAAGGUCUUGUGCAAAAGUUUCAAUAUCGUAUGAAAGAAUGGGAAAACAUUUUUUUGGAAGCAUUACAGAACACCAGCUUUGAAGGUGUUACAGGUCCUGUUCGUUUUUAUAACAAUGAACGAAAAGCUAGUUUUGAACUAAAACAAUUUCAACAUGGUGAUUGGGUCAAAGUUGGUGAAUAUAACUCUUUACAUAAUCAUUUAGACCUAUCUUUAGGUUUGCCCGUAAAGUGGGUGGGUCGAUAUCCUCCAAAAGAUCGGACACUUCGAAUUAUUGAGCAUGGACAAGUAAAUUUAACCAUCUAUGCUAUACUUGUAGCAUGUUCUGUCAUUGGUAUAUUGAUAGCAACUGUAUUUCUAGGAGUUAAUAUUAGAUAUCGAAAUCAAAGAUACAUUAAAAUGUCAAGCCCACAUCUAAACAAUUUGAUCAUCAUUGGAUGUAUGCUUACUUAUCUAAGCGUUAUAUUUUUGGGUUUGGAUAGUGGUCUAAGUAGUGUUGAGGCCUUUCCAUAUAUAUGUACCACGCGUGCAUGGUUACUAAUGGCUGGAUUUAGCUUAGCAUUUGGAGCAAUGUUUUCAAAAACAUGGCGUGUACACUCCAUAUUCACAGACGUGAAGCUGAACAAAAAAGUUAUUAAAGAUUACCAAUUAUUUAUGGUUGUUGGUGUUUUACUAGCUAUUGAUUUGGCAAUUAUGUUAACAUGGCAAAUUGCUGAUCCAUUUUACAGAGACACAAAACAAAUGGAGCCAUAUUCGCAUCCAGCCUUAGAAGAUGUUUUGAUUGUACAGGAGAAUGAGUAUUGCCAAUCGAAGCGAAUUACAAUCUUUUUCGGUGUAAUCUAUGCAUAUAAGGGACUCCUGCUUGUCUUCGGUGCUUUCUUAGCUUGGGAAACAAGAAAUGUCUCGAUACCAGCUUUAAAUGACUCAAAGCAUAUUGGACUUUCCGUUUAUAAUGUAACAAUGAUGUGUAUAAUGGGUGGUUCUAUCGCUCUUAUUAUAUCUGAUCGAAAAGAUGCUGUUUUUAUACUUAUUUCUGUGUUUAUAAUAUUUUGUACAACUACAACUUUAUGCUUGGUUUUUGUGCCAAAGAUUGUAGAACUACGAAGAAAUCCAACCGGGGCUGUUGAUAAAAAAACACGUACGACACUUAGACCGAUGUCCAAAAACCGCCGUGAUUCAUCGGUUUGUGAACUUGAAUCACGGAUGCGAGACGUGAAAUCAAACAAUAAUAAAUUCAAGAAAGCUUUAAUGGAAAAAGAAAGAGAGUUACAAGAACUUAUAAGAAAACUUGGUCCCGAGGCUCGUAAGUGGAUAGAUAACAACAUGGGGGACACCGAACCGCUACAUGACUCUUCCAAACUAAGUGUGCCUGGUGCUUCUAGACAUGACUUGUCAAGUGUGGCCGUUCCAGAAAUAUCAUGUGUUGAUACAACUGAUAUGACAUCUGUUGCUAGCAGUAAAGAUGAUAUGGAGCGUUGUGAUCAAAAGACUCCCGAACCUAAAAAAAAACGAGUUACUUUGCCUGGAGAUGAAGUAUUCCAAGAUGAUAAUUUAUCGAAAUCUUCAACUCAAAUUAACAAAAUCGCCUCAUCAAAAACUUCAAACAUGUUUUGUGAACCACUACCGAAAAAUUUUAUAACUGAGAAAAACAAUGAUGUAUUAUACGCAGUUCCACAGAGAAUCGAGCACAAAUCUGACUUAAAGGCCGCUUUAGUCGAAAAAUAUUGUGAACCACAAUAUCAAAAUAUUCCAAACGAUGUGUUGCUUAAGAGGAAAAACUCUGUAGAUGCCAAUACGAUGACAAAUUGGACUUCAAAUGGAUUACCAGAUAUUGACGAUAGAUCUUCGAGAAACUUGACAAAGUUUAAUACUGAAAUAAACACAGUAAAUAGUACAAGUGAAAGAUCAUCGAUUGCGCAUUCAAAUAGUGAGCUUAAUGUCUGCCCUCAUUUCUCAAAAGGAAGUACAAAAAAUUUAAGCAACGAACCCUCACGACGAGUCAGUAUGCAAGUUGGCUCUGCAGCAAAAGGUAAUUUUGUUGUUUCUCAAAGUGAUCUUUGGGAUACGCACACAUUACAACAGGCAAAGCAACGAUCUUGUACAUCUCCUAGAAAGCAACGAGAUUAUAUUUGUCAAGACCAUGUUAGUCCAAUUAGUAAUACAACAGAAAACCGAGCUUCACCAUCAUCUCCAGGGUAUAUGCAACGCAGUGUUUCAGAAAAAAACCGUACGAAACAUAGACACAAGCAAAAAAUGGCAGUGUGUCAAAGCGAAACUGAUAGUGAACGCGAACGAGACGUGACUCCUUGUAUACAAAAUCGAAAACUAGUUAAAUCUCAACACUCGCAUCAUCACUCGACACCAAAUGUAGCACCAGAUAAGCAUAAAAAAAGACAUAAAAAAGAUUCUUCAUCAAGCAUAUAUGGCGCUUGUUCUGAGACAGAAUUACUAGAAGGUGACACAGCAAUCUUACCAAUUUUUCAAAAACUACUCACAGAAAGAGAAAGUCGAUCUUAUCGGCAACGAAACAUGUUUGGGGCUAGUUGUCCAAAUAUAUCAAUUAAAUGUGAUAUUGUUGAAUAUUUGUAA
Molecule: messenger RNA, 4110 nt
Organism: Culicoides brevitarsis
Lineage: Eukaryota; Metazoa; Arthropoda; Insecta; Diptera; Ceratopogonidae
Gene: GABA-B-R2
Product: gamma-aminobutyric acid type B receptor subunit 2
Exons: 16
Coding region: 463-4110 (1215 amino acids)
Biological process (GO): G protein-coupled receptor signaling pathway; gamma-aminobutyric acid signaling pathway
Cellular component (GO): membrane; G protein-coupled receptor heterodimeric complex
Molecular function (GO): G protein-coupled GABA receptor activity
Source: RefSeq, a predicted model, not a curated record